GAGUUCCUGGAUGUUGCAAUACUGGUGGUCUUCCUGAUAUCCAUCUUAUGUUUGAGUUGCAGUGCUUGCCACAUCACCAGUCCACUGUCCCAUUUCUCACAGAAAACAGUUACGUCCUGAUAAAAAAAAAAAGGCAGACAGCUCGGGGCUAUCCCUUUUGUCGGCAUUACACAGGGUUGCUGUCGGUGCAUUGGUAGAGGGACUACUCAAGUGAACAGCUGGUCUGCAGCUAUAACUCUGAAGGGAGAGUGGCUGCACUUCAUUUACUUUGGAAGACCAACACGGGACUGCUGACAGAUGUAAGGGUGACACACAUGGGGAACUGCAUACGAUUGAAUGGAACACAGUCUUAUUUCUCUGGAAGUUGUUAAAAUCUACUAACUGCCAGUAUGGAUAGGUCAGCCUCGUCAGACAAUGAGACGACUCCUAUAUGCUUCUCCAUAAACAGCCCACCUUUCAAAUACAACCACACCAUUGCCUCCGCCUACUUCUCUGCUAUCUUCAGUGGGCUAGGCCUCAGCUCUAACCUGUUUGCCUUCAUAGUUUUGAUCAAGGCCUACCAGCGGGCCCAGAGUCGCUCACGCUGCUCCUUUCUCAUCUUCCUCUCUGGCCUGGUGGUGACUGACUUCAUGGGGCUGCUGGUCACGGGUUCGAUCGUGGUCUCCUUCCACGCCACGCGCUUCAACUGGCGUGAGCUGGACCCGCACUGCCACUUCUGCAACUUCAUGGGCAUGUCCAUGGUCUUCUAUGGGCUGUGCCCCCUGCUGCUGGGAGCUUCCAUGGCAGUUGAACGUUUCAUGGGCAUCAACCAACCCUUCUCCCGCUCCACCAACAUGUCCAAGAGCCGGGCCCUGUUGACCGUAGUGAUGGUAUGGGUUUUUGCUGGCUGCAUCAGCUUGCUGCCUCUAGGAGGGCUGGGCAGCUACCACAUGCAGGUUCCUGGGUCCUGGUGCUUCAUCAACAUCAGUUCCAAGCCCCUUGACCUGAUCUUCUGCCUGGUCUUCUCCUUGGUGGGUCUGCUUUCGCUGGCCGCAUCCUUCCUGCUGAACACAGUGAGUGUGGUGACACUGCUGAGGGUGUGCUGUGGCCAGGAGGCCAUGCAGCGCCGCAGGAACCAUGAAGCUGAGAUGAUGGGACAGCUCAUCGGGAUCAUGAUCAUUGCCUCCAUCUGCUGGUGCCCCCUGCUGGUGUUCAUUGCACAGACUGUGCUAACAGGGAGUCGUCUCCAGGUCAAAUACCUGCUGCUGUGGCUCCGCUUUGCCACCUGCAACCAGAUCCUGGACCCCUGGGUCUACAUCCUGUUCCGCCGAGCUGUCUUGAGGCGCAUCGCCCCGUCGAGGGAGUGGUCCCGCGGCUCCACCAUAAGCCUGUACCCAGCCUUCACUGCCUCCCUGAGGAGACUGACACGCCCGUCACUGGGAGGGGAGCCCGUACAUAGAGGAGAGGCUCCAUGCGAUGAGGGCACGCCCAUUCCUCCAGCGUCCUGACUUGUCCCAUCAUACCCAACCCUUCAUCUUUAACUUUUACAGUUCCCAUCAUGUUCCCAUCAUUUUAUUUUGGAGUUAUCAAACUCAGCUUGCUGGGAAUCUGUGAUGACACUGACCCUGAUCUGCACUGACCCUGAACUGUCCUGCUGACCCUGCUGGCCUGGGUAGAAAUGAGACAGAUGAACUGCCGUUCCACAGGAGCUUUGCAGCACUGUGCAGUUGCCACAGAGCUGCUCUCUGUGGUCCAUGGACUGAUGUUCGUCUGAAUGGCGGAGCCACUAGUGCAAUGCACAUGAGCCAAGCAUGGGCCUUCCAGGAUUGCCACGAUUUUUUUCUGGUACAAUGGAUACAAUCAACUUUUGUUUUUCAGCAUGCGUUUUUAGUAAGUGUCUGUAUUUAUUCUCAGAAAGGCAUCACUCAGCCGAUUUUCACCAUAUGCUAAAGUGAUCGAUCUUAAUGAAAAGCUUUAAUGAAUACUGUAUGUUUACUGUGUUGAAGAAAGGAACUUAAGUGUGGUGAUUUCUUGCCAUCACUUUACAGUAUAGACUCUUGAUUAUUUUUUGUUCUUAAUCAUACAGAACCUGAUCUGCUCACAGAGAAGUUCAAAUUUCUCCCCAAGUCAUCAUUUCAGUUGACAAUUAACAGGUCAAUUACAUCUGUUCUGUUGUUAUGCACUUAUAUGACUAGUUAUAUUGGCUUACAGAAAUGAUUGUUACGUAUAUCUCACAAGUAUCAUUCCUAUUCAAGGUACACAUUUUAAAAGAAAUUAGAUCCAUGUUUAUAUGACCUGUAAUUUACAUACCUCUUUAACUUUUUCUUGGAGAAGUUACUGUACAUUUUCACGCUAAUAAUGCUGACCACAUUGGGGGUGUGGUAAAAUGUUACAACUGUAAGCAUACAUGUCUGCUCUCCCAGACAUUUCUCCUCCAGUAAUUUCCUUUCCCAGUACCUCACAUCUUGCCCUUCACUCUAUCUCCCACCACCUCUCCCUAGAGAAUAGCUAGAGAGAGUAUUUCACAUAUUUCUCUACCAGGAAAUACUUCCCUCCAUCUUGUCCAUGUUUAAUGCCUUGGAUUGUGGAUGACAGGGAAAGGCACAGGUUGGCUAGGCGUUAAAAAAACUAAAUCUCCCAAGUGGGUAAGACUGAUAGCUCUAUCAGUAUAUUUUAAGAUAGUAAGGGAUUCAUUUAUAUUCCUCUUUAGCCAUAAAGAUUUUGACAAGGCCCGUAAAUAUGAUUUCAUUUUAGCAAUAAAUAAAAAGAGACUACAUGCAUUUAUGAAUGCAUUCAUUUCAUGGGUAGAAUAUGUUAUGCGCUAAUCUCGUUAUGUAUCUGAGGCACGUCAUUAAUGUCCUUAUUAUAACUAAAAUAAUUGUUCUAAUUGGUAACAGUCUUAGUAAAUGUAUCCUUUUUUGAAGGGGGGCAUUAAAAUCUAUUCCCCAGCUUGGAGCAGAAUGUCAUCAUAAAAUAGUUUUACAGUGAGCACGCUCCUUCAGAAGAAUAUUCUCACGCCGAUCAUGACUGUAUACAGACCAGAUAGUUUAAACAGUCAUCUCCCUCGUGAAUUCUCCCUCAGAUCCCCAUAGAUAUUUCUCAGCCUAAAAAUAAAGUGUUGCAUGCGUAAAUGUGUGCAGUUUUAGAUAUUUGAAAAUAAAAUGUCAUUCGUGUCUCUUGUUUUAUUGCAUAGAUGUGAUGCGAUCUGAACACACCAAAAACACUCUGUUGAAACUGAGGCUUGACCAAUAGUCUUUCAUGCCUUUUUUAACAAUUUGUAAGAAUGCAAUGUGAUAGGUGUCUUACAAACUCAGGUUUUCAUACAGUAUCAUGCAGUUCAGCACACAGUGUAAAAACUAACAACCUAUUAAUACAAUACUUGGCCACCUACUGUACAGUCCAGCCCUUGCAAUAAUUUGAUUGACAUUCUGUGUUGUGAUUACACAGAAAAAUAAACACACGAUAUAUUCCUGCACACACAAAUUUUACACACCAAUAACAGCAAUAUUUACAUCUGCAUGCAUACACAGGCAAAAAAACAGACUCAUGAUGAGUAAAUGUAUAUACAAAAACCCGCUAUAUGAUUAA
Megalops cyprinoides (Indo-Pacific tarpon) is the source of this 3567-nucleotide messenger RNA. RefSeq names its product thromboxane A2 receptor-like. The transcript is spliced from 3 exons. Gene Ontology annotation, biological process: adenylate cyclase-activating G protein-coupled receptor signaling pathway; inflammatory response; positive regulation of cytosolic calcium ion concentration. The record is from RefSeq and is a predicted model, not a curated record. Gene Ontology annotation, cellular component: plasma membrane. NCBI's taxonomy places the organism in Eukaryota, Metazoa, Chordata, Actinopteri, Elopiformes, Megalopidae. The coding region runs from base 390 to 1487 and encodes 365 amino acids. Gene Ontology annotation, molecular function: thromboxane A2 receptor activity.